UGCCUGCCUGACUGUCAGCUCGCCUCGACCACGUAGCAGCUUCCUGGCAGCAGCCGCUUGUGUCUGCUCUCUCCCUCCUCUCUGACACACACACAUAGUCAGUCAGCACCAGUAGCCCAUGUAGAACCACGUAGCACCAGCUUUGGAUUUUAACCACCAGCCCGAAGUGGCAAUGGAUCUCUUCGAAUUCGACUUUUUCAGAGACUGGGAGCUCGAACAGCCAUGUCAUCUGGAGUCGGAUCGCAGCGCCCUGAAGAGAAGGGAAUGGGAGAGGAGGAACCAGGAGGUCCAACAGGAUGAAGACCUGUUCUCAACCGGAUUCAACCUGUUUGGAGAACCUUACAAAACUAAUAAAGGUGAUGCGUUGGCCAGUCGCGUCCAGAACACGCUGGGUUCCUACGAGGAAAUGAAAGACCUGUUAACCAGCCACUCUAACCAGAGCCACUUGGUGGGAAUCCCCAAAGGCAGCAACAACCUGCAGACCCCGACCACGUCGACGACGGAGAGACCCGCCAUGGAGUCCCAGCUUUUCAACGACGCCCUGAGAGGAGGAACAGGUGGAGGUGGAGGAGGAGCAGAGGGAGGUGGGGAGAAGAGGAUGGCAAACGCAUCUUCCUCGUCGUCAACUUCCAUGCAGCCGCCUGCCGCGACUGCGUCGUCAACGAGCGCCACGGCGAUCCCACAUCAGACUUCUAAAAAGUCCCGGAGCUCCAUGGACUGGUCGAGGGCAGGCCACGGACAGAGCGCCCAGGGGGGGGGCCUCAUUGUGGGCUUGGCACCGAACGGGAUAGGGCCGGUCACGGCGGCCACGAGUGGAAGAGGGAAAAUGUCUUUACUCGAGGAACAGCAAAUGCAAAGGCACGACGAGCUGUUUAGCUCACUCAAAGAUGAACUCGGUCUCAAAGGCGACUCAAGCCCUUCUUCCUCCUCUUCGUCCUCCUCUUCCUCGUCUUCUUCCGGGAGAAGGCACGCUUCCCACCCCUCCAAAACCCUUCCUCUUCCAGAUGGUGGCAAUUUCCGAUCUGCCACCAUGGACGGUGGCCAUUUCAAGUCUUCCACUAACACGGAAAAUGGUGGACAUUUUAAAUCCUCCCCGUUUGAAAACGAGGCCGGCUCCCACCUCUCUACGUCCUCCUCCCCGCUGGCUUCCACCUCGGUUUUGACGACGCCCACCCCCGGCCUGACCACUCCCACGUCUGGACUGACCACCCCCACCUUCCCGCCCGGCAGCCUAUCGGGGAAGCCGAUCGCGAUCCAGCAGAAGCCCACGGCGUAUGUUCGCCCAAUGGAUGGCCAGGACCAGGUGCCGAGUGACUCUCCCCAGCUCAAGCCCCCUCUAGUGGCCACGGAGGGGUUCAACAACAGCCAGGCCUACGGAGGGAACGCCGGGAACGCCAAGAACAAACUGCCAAAACUGAGCCUGGGCCACACAGGGGAGGUCAGCCUACCAAAUGACUCCAGCUGCGUUGAGGAGAUUUUGCGGGAGAUGACCCAUUCCUGGCCUCCUCCCCUCACAGCCAUACACACGCCUGGGAAGGCCGAUCAGACCAAGUUCCCCAUCCCGAGCAAGGAGUCACAGCAUGUGACCUCAGGCUACAACACCCAGAAGCGAUGCACUGUAUCAGCUAACAAGCCUGCUGCGAAAACACCGACUGCACCACAGAAGUCGAUGUUGGAGGACGACCUGAAGAUCAGCAGCGACGAGGAAGAGGCCGAACAGCAGGUUAGCGCCGCUCUUUCAUUCCUCCGUGCGGAUCAUCCAUCUUCUCCAUCCGUCUGUCCUCCAGCCGCUCUUGCGUUCACAUCCAUUACAUUAAGUUCAUCUUGGUAUGCGUGACAUUUACUGACUCGUUCAUCCGUCUAGGAAUCAGCUCAGCCCUCGCAUCAGUCGAUCCAUGCAUCCGAGAGCACCGUUGGGUGUUUCACCCUUUCAGUCACAGGUCAAAAAACGUUGUAUUUUCCUACUUCCAUUUAUCUCCCUCUAUAUUGGACUUUAUUAAGUCUCCUAUUAGUGGAAAAUAUGGAUGGGUGUAUUGAAUUUUUUAAGCAUUAAACGACUCAACCUGCUCAAGGUAAUUUUUAGUCCACUGCCAUUCAUGUCUCCAGCCUUUGUGACUCAAUAGGGGUCAAGGGUCAACACCUAGAACGUGAAUAUGUUACAAAAAGACACAAUAACCAAUAAAUAAUUUAGUAAUCUCUCCCCUCAUAUAAGAAAAGUGGGUCACAAACAAUCUUUGAAGCUGAGAGUAGCGAGCACCAUAACCCCCAAGCCUCACCUACACAGCUGCAACCUAAUGGGUGAAAAGGUAAAUAUGUGGAAGGAAUAGCAAAAACAAUCAUAAGAUUUAGACUGUAACAGCUGGAACUCCUCUUUCUUACAAGUACCUUUAAACUACCCGUCAAUUCCAGGAACUAUGUCACCGGGCUGCGAGUUUACACGAGCCGGUCGGAGUGUAUAUGCAGCGAUCAAAGCAAUGCUUUCCCAUAAAUAAGCUUUUCUUACAGAGUAAUUGUACAAUGUACCCACUUAGAAAGGCUUUAUAGACUUUCUAAAAGCUUGACUGGUGCCACACGAUUCACAUCCACUAAACAGCUCCUCCAGUCGUGAUUUUGAAAGCGAUUGCUUUGUUGAUGUCGCAAAGAGAUAGCUGUGUACAGCAGUGAUUGUUCAUUAUUCUAAUACAUAAUAUAUUCAUUCCCUGAGGCAGAGCCGGGGGCAGACAUAAAUCCGGGGGAGGGAACUCUGAUUACUGCCCAAUAGGCGGAGCACGUGUGCGCAUCGAUCAGGCUGAUUGUACAAUUAUAAACACAUCCUAUCUAUACGUACACAUAUGCGCCUCAGUUAUUGACAGUAGAUUCAGUUCAGUGGGAAUGCAGCCUACCCGGGGAAUGAUUUAGAUAAACAAGCUCUAUUUAGAUGCUGUUUUUAUGGACUUUAAAAAUAUAUUAUUUAAAGUUACUGGUCGAUACGAGCUGUAGAGCAGUUUGUCUUGGCAGGUGCUUAUGUCACGGCGGCGCUGUCCAGAGUGCUGAAGGAAAGGGAGCGGUGGAGGUCGAUUGACAGACAGGUAUCUCCGCCUGCUUGCUUUUCGUGGUUGUAAAUAGAACUGUCGACUGGAUUAGAAAACGACGAGGGAAGUGAAGGGAGGGUCAAUGAGAGAGGGGGAGGGAGAGAGAGAGAGAGAGCUGUUUCUUCGCGCCUCCCCCUGCUGAUUUAAUAGGCCAGACCCCCUGGGGGGCCCGCCCAUAAAGUCAAGCCUGACCUGAGGUAAUGUGCACCACUGAUCUGAUUUCAAUCCUAGAAGGAUGAUGCAAUUUGUGUGGAGCUUGGAGUUUGCCUCCAGAAUCACUAUGAACUCUUAGUGUGUUUGACUCCAAUCGAUUAAUGCAUUGAUCAUUUUAAUACUGAAUUCAAAUGUAGCUUAUACAAUAGAUUAUAAAGUCAGUGGUUUUUUAGACUAUACACGUAGUCUAACUUACAUUUAGAGUAAAAUAGAUGUCACCUCUGGUUUAAAAAAAACAAGAUGGUGACGGCCAAAAUGCAAAACGGCAGUCCACAAACUUCCACUUAUUGUAUACAGUCUACGCCUGAUACCGAUCAACUUUGGAGAUAAUAUGCAUCGUGUUGUUUUUUCAUCCAGAAGAGGCGUUCCCCUCACGUUAGUCCAAUGUCCUUUGGCCAGAGGUCGCGUUUGUCACAUUUUGCGUACGAGCGAUGCGGUUGUCGUGCUCUUCUUGUCUCGAUUUCUUUAGGUAUUGGAAAUUGGCACGGUGGCCCUCUCUCCUCUGAUCAUCAUCAUUGUGCUCUAAUGAUGCCAAAGAUGAGUUGAAAGCAGCCAGUGGGGGUCGUGCUGCUGCCCUCUCCCCGACUGUGCGGACGGAUAUCAGCGCUCAUCAAACAGGCCGCGAGAUAUAUUCUGUUAAUGAAACGAUACCGAUUCCUCUCAUCCCCCUUUAACUCUCCUUCUGAUUGUAUAAUUACAAUGAUGGUAGAUAUUAUGAUUGUAACUGAUGGCAGGUCCGUUAUCGUGGUUGUAGUUAUUAUAAUCAUGCUAAGAGUGGAACUGUUAAUUACAGAUGGAGUGCAUUCAGAACUGUAGCAGAGGGCUUCCUUAAUCAUAGGGGUUACAUGUGAUUGCUCUUAGUAUUAGGAUGAAUAGACGGUUAAUGACAGUUUAUGACAAUUCCUUUAUCCCUCCUUAAACACACAGUGACAUCAAACUGGCCUGGGGAACCAAUCACAGACAUCCCACUAUGACAUCGCUCUGCUAGCUCCCGCAACCCACAAGUAUGGAUUUAUGAUGACUACGGGGUUAGCUGGUCACAGCAAAUCAUACAUGUGUGGAUAAGUUAUGUAUAGGCUCUGGUGUUCAAGAUGAAUCCUCAAAAAUAUGGAAAUGUUUCACAGGAAGAUAAACUAGAGAGACUUUGAUAUAAAAAAAUAUGCCAAGAUAUAACCGUGCAAUUAAGACAGAGACACGGGAUUAGAACUCGUGUCACUGCAUCUCCUGUGGGAAAGAGUCCCAAACCGUCCCCACCGCACAUCGGCCCUCUCGUGUUUUAUCUCGUCGUCAAUCUCUCUCUCUCUCUCUCUUGACACAGACACAGACACAGGGACUGAUCAACAUUAAC
Messenger RNA from Anarrhichthys ocellatus (wolf-eel), 4632 nucleotides. Its product is annotated as AF4/FMR2 family member 3-like. Gene Ontology annotation, molecular function: G-quadruplex RNA binding. Gene Ontology annotation, biological process: regulation of RNA splicing. Bases 173 to 1837 code for a protein of 554 amino acids. The record is from RefSeq and is a predicted model, not a curated record. Gene Ontology annotation, cellular component: nuclear speck. Lineage: Eukaryota; Metazoa; Chordata; Actinopteri; Perciformes; Anarhichadidae. The transcript is spliced from 9 exons.